AUGAAAACGAACGGCCUGAGUCCUUUACCGAGCGAAAUAAAGAAGACCGAAUUUUGCCGACAUUGCAACUUGCGUGGUCACAAUGAAAAAGAGUGCAGAAAAUAUGGAGAGAACACAAGGAAUGGAACGUCUGUCCCGGGCAAGGCUUUCGAAUCUUGGAAAACUGAUCGCCGCUAUGAACGAGGUCGUCGAACUGAUCAGUAUCAUCCUUAUUGGGACGGUAACCGCAACGCUGCAGUGCAACAACCAGAAUACACUCCAGAUGAACUAGCAUCUAAGAUAGCCAAACAGCGAGAGGAGCUGCUCUUACGAGAGGUGGCCUUACGAAAUACAGCGAUCGGAGAAGCACCUUUGCCCAGUCGUGCCACCUAUUCGAAAUCGAAUGCAUCACAUCGAGUGCGUAGCCCAUCGGUGAUCGAGAUACGGGACACACCUGAUCGUGAAGAGGAGGAGCUUCGUGCAAGACUGGCCGCAGAAACUCUCAGAAUGGAGGAGGAACUGCGUUUGAAGGAGAAGGAAAAGGAGCUGGAGCGCCGUUUACAGCAAGAGUUCGAAGAGAAGAAGCGAGCUAUGGAAGAGGAAAUACGCAAACAAGUGCAACUCGAGGAACGCGCCAAGUUACAGAUGGAACUGGCGCAGCAACGAACGUUUCCGCCUCCCAUGCAGCAGUAUCCUCCACUAGUACCCCCACAGUAUCCCAGCUCUACUAUGCCGCCUACAAAUUUUUCCAGCUAUGGAGAUGGCGGCUAUGACAGAGAGAAUUACGCAAAUUAUGACCGAGAGACGGGCGGAGGCGACUAUGCCAGAGAUCCAGGAACGAGCUCCUACUCAUCCGUACCCGAUUUUGAACUCGAGGAAAUCAAACGUCUGAUAAAGGAAACUGAGGAUAAGCUUCUUGAUCUCCAGCGAAAUGCUCGUGAAGCAGAAUUAUCAGUCAUUUUCCAGUCGCGCGCAUUCCAGACGGUAUCCGAACUUGGCGACAGUGCUUAUAUGCUCGAUCGUAGCCAAAAGCAGCAUCUUUUGCGCGAAUUGAAGGAACUUCUCAGUCAUGCUGGACCAAAAGAAAAGGAGAUCCAAAGCAGGGAAAGAAGUAGAGGGCACAGCCGCAGUGCAGAAAAAUCGAGAAGGAGGAGCUCCUACCGUCAUCAUGACCGUAGCCCAGCUCGUAGGUCAUCCCGCUCUCCCAGGCGUCGUAGCAGUUAUAGACAUUCAAAGAAAGAAGACGAAUACAAGGAAGUGCGACAUCAAGUUGGUGGAAUCACGCUGCGAAAUCUCAACCCAGUCGAACGACGCCAUCUCAAGAUUGGCGAUAUCGUUGUUGCCCAAGAUAGCGGUACUGCUAAGUGGACAACUGCUCACAUAGCGAAGAUCUCUGGUGACACAGCAACACUUUCUAUUGGCAAUGCGACAUGGAAGAAGCCGAUCAGAGACCUGUUCAAAGAAGUCAAUGAGUGGUCUCUUUGA
Molecule: messenger RNA, 1464 nt
Organism: Cylicostephanus goldi
Lineage: Eukaryota; Metazoa; Nematoda; Chromadorea; Rhabditida; Strongylidae
Source: the annotation of a GenBank genome assembly